UCUUUCAAUUCCAGGCACGCCAUUAGAACUUUGAAACGGACUUUUCUAUCUUUGUUUCCUCAUUCAACUCGACCCGGCCACUGCCUAUAAAUUGCGUAUCCUCGAUCACUCAUUCUUAUACUACACAAUUCCCAAGUGUUCGUUCUUCAGCCAGCUUUAGGAAACACUCGUGAAAAUGGGAUUGAGUAAGAAUCACCAACUCUUGUCUAAAAUUGCAACCAACGACCGACAUGGUGAGAAUUCUCCCUACUUUGAUGGAUGGAAGGCGUACGAUGAGAACCCUUAUCACCCUACUGAAAAUCGCGACGGAGUUAUCCAGAUGGGGCUUGCAGAGAAUCAGCUUUGCUUCGAUUUGAUUCAAGAGUGGAUUAGGAAGAAUCCUAAAGCUUCCAUUUGCACAGCUGAAGGAGUCAACGAGCUCAAGAAUAUUGCCAACUUUCAGGAUUAUCAUGGCUUGCCGGAGUUUAGACAAGCUGUGGCGAACUUUAUGGGGAGAGUAAGAGGAGGUAGGGUCAGAUUUGAUCCCGACCGUAUAGUCAUGAGUGGCGGAGCUACAGGAGCAAACGAGCUAAUCACCUUCUGUCUGGCGGAUCCCGGCGAUGUUUUCCUCGUACCCUCACCUUAUUAUCCAGCAUUUGACCGCGACAUGGGGUGGCGAACUGGGGUGCAGAUAGUGCCGGUUAAUUGUGAAAGCUCGAAUGGUUUCCUGAUAACAAAAGCAGCGCUAGAAGCAGCAUAUGAAAAGGCCCAAGAAGACAACAUCAAAAUAAAGGGCGUGCUCAUUGCCAACCCAUCAAACCCUUUGGGCACUCUUUUAGACAGAGAGACAUUGAGAAGCCUAGUGAGCUUCGUGAAUGAAAAGAACAUCCAUUUAGUAUGUGACGAAAUAUAUUCAGCCACUGUCUUCGGCUCUCCAACUUUCACAAGCAUUUCCGAAAUCAUAGAAGAAGAAAUCGAAUGCAACCGUGAUCUCAUUCACAUUGUUUACAGCUUGUCUAAGGACAUGGGCCUCCCUGGCUUCAGGGUGGGCAUAGUUUACUCUUACAAUGAUGCGGUCGUGAGCUGCGGUCGCAAAAUGUCGAGCUUCGGAUUAGUUUCCUCGCAAACUCAAUACCUGCUUGCUUCAAUGCUGUCGGACGAGGAGUUUGUCGGGAACUUUCUGGCGGAGAGCUCGAAGAGGCUUGCCAAGAGGCGCAACAUGUUCACCAAGGGGCUUGAGCAGGUGGGGAUUCCUUGCUUGAAAAGCAAUGCCGGCCUUUUUGUUUGGAUGGAUUUGCGUCGUCUCCUUGAAAAACAAACAUUUGAGGAUGAGCUCGUGCUGUGGCGCGUGAUUAUAAAUCAGGUGAAGCUUAAUGUUUCUCCGGGCUCUUCGUUCCAUUGCUCCGAGCCCGGCUGGUUUAGGGUUUGCUUCGCAAACAUGGACGACGACACGGUGGAAGUUGCACUUGAAAGAAUCCGAACAUUUGUACGUCAAGCGAAAAAAGGAAAGCCGGCGCAGGUGAAAAGUAAACGUUUGCAAAACAAUCUUCAGCUUAGCUUCCCCUCUAGAAGAUACGAUGAGAGUGUUGUUAUGUCUCCGCACAUGAUGUCCCCUCACUCACCAAUUCCUCUCUCUCCGCUUCUCCGAGCAAAGAAUUAGCGGAUAUUGUUUUACGGAGCAAUAUUAAAAACCACAAUUUUAUUUUAUCACCGUUAAGUUUUAUUUUACUGGCCUGGUAGUAUUAAUCGGUCAUUAUUUAAAAAUUGAUGAUAGAUUAAUAUUAUCACGCCAAUAAAAUAAAACGGUGAUAAAAUAAAAAAUAUAAUUUUCUAGCAUUUACUCAAAUGGUUUUAACUUAAUAAAAAAUUAUAAAGUUACAGGUAAUACGUAUCACCUGUAACUUUAUAAAAGUAUCUGUAUUUUUGAGGCCAAAUGGAAUCAAUUGGCCGGGUGUGUUCUUAAUUAGGAAAUAAGGGUGAUUGUUUAAUUAGUGUCAGACUGAUUCUAAUUAAUUAGUGUCAGAAGUAACUACCAUUUUUUUUUUCCCCCGCUUGAAGUGGGUGCUGUAAGUUUUUCAUGGCACUGGAAUGUUUCGUUUAGGAAAUCAUUUGAUAUAUACUUGUAAGUUGUCUAUCUGAUGGGCAACUAACCCUAGGAAGAUAUUGAAAAAUGUAAUGAUUUUCCUAUUAUUCAA
Alnus glutinosa is the source of this 2174-nucleotide messenger RNA. RefSeq names its product 1-aminocyclopropane-1-carboxylate synthase-like. Gene Ontology annotation, molecular function: transaminase activity; pyridoxal phosphate binding. The record is from RefSeq and is a predicted model, not a curated record. The transcript is spliced from 4 exons. Bases 176 to 1639 code for a protein of 487 amino acids. Gene Ontology annotation, biological process: amino acid metabolic process; biosynthetic process. NCBI's taxonomy places the organism in Eukaryota, Viridiplantae, Streptophyta, Magnoliopsida, Fagales, Betulaceae.